AUGUCGGAGCCCUCGAGGAAGCGCAAGGCCGAGGCGGAGCCUGCCGAGGACCUGGGGCUCGGUGGCCUUUACGACUUCCUUCCCCCUCCCGAUCCAGAGAACGAUAAGGCUACGGCUGCCAAGGCACGCAAAGCCGAGCAGCUGAGCACGCGGCCGAAGCUUCCGCCCGUCGACAGGUCAAGAGUAAUAUUCCUGGAUGUCGACGGUGUCCUUCUCCCAGCUGGCAGCGUCGAAAUGAUAUUCAUUGAUGGCGUCAUGCUGCCUGUGCGGGCGGCAAAGGAAGCGGACUUCAACAGAACUGCUCUGUCCAACCUGCGGGCGAUAGUGCAGCAGACCGGUGCUUCGAUCGUUCUCUCCUCCGAGUGGCGACGGAAGGAGGAGAUGAGGGACAACAUCCGAAGAACUCUUCAAGCCCAGGAUAUUCCUGGCAUUCAAGAUUCUACGCCAAUCUUCCAGCCCUCGGCCGAGCUGGUCAAGCAGAGGCUUGAUCAGGCGAUCAUUUGGGCCGAGCGCCGCGCACGAGAGAUAGGCAGCUGGCUGAAGCAGCACAAAGAUGUCAAGGCUUGGGUGGCCAUUGAUGAUAUCGACUUUAGCUGGGCUGACAGCGUAAAGGUGUCGGGAACACCACUGAUGAAGCAUCGCUCAGUCCUGACAAACCCGAAGUACUGCAUAACUGAGAAGGAUGCCGAAGAGGCGGUUCGCAUCCUCCUGAACCCUCCCGUCAUCGCUCCAGGUGAGGAGGCUGAUGCAAUUGCCGCUGCUAGAUAUCUGACGGAGGAGGCACUAGCGAAAUGCGCAGGGGCUGGACUGAUGUGA
This is a messenger RNA of Symbiodinium necroappetens, 816 nucleotides long. Lineage: Eukaryota; Dinophyceae; Suessiales; Symbiodiniaceae. The record is from the annotation of a GenBank genome assembly.